Molecule: messenger RNA, 866 nt
Organism: Lactuca virosa
Lineage: Eukaryota; Viridiplantae; Streptophyta; Magnoliopsida; Asterales; Asteraceae
Source: the annotation of a GenBank genome assembly
GCGUCGAUGACGAUCGAUUUCUUCAGAGAGAAGAACGAUACCCGACUGGGAGAAUACAAAUUCUACCAUCGUAUCUUCCGAGUCCUCACACACACUAUAUAUGUGCUUAUCUCCUUCUGAAACAGGUUUAUCUCCUACGAUUUCUGAAGUUACACAGCCGAAUUGUUUGUUUUGCUUCUGAUUCAGUCUACGGAAAUCAAUUUGAUCUAGUCGUUGGAGAGUUUCAUCCGAGUAGACAGGAUGGUUGGUUUAGAGAUGAACGACUGGAAAAAGAUCGGGUUAGGAUUGACUGGAUUUGGUGUCUUUUUCUCGUUUUUGGGGAUCAUUUUCUUCUUUGACAAGGGGCUUCUUGCCAUUGGAAAUAUCCUAUUCAUCUCAGGAGUGAUAAUGACCAUUGGAGUCAAGUCCUCCUUGCAGUUCUUCAUGAAACGCAGCAACUUUAAGGGCACAAUUUCAUUUGGUGUUGGCUUCUUCUUUGUUAUCAUUGGGUGGCCUGUAAUAGGAAUGGCAGCAGAGGCUUAUGGAUUCAUUAUUCUCUUCAGUGGCUUCUGGCCUACACUAUCAGUUUUUGUGCAGAAGAUACCAGUUAUUGGUUGGAUUUUUCAACAGCCUUACCUUAGAUCGAUGUUGGAUCGUUACCGCGGCAAAAGGGUGCCAGUAUAACUACUCAAUGUUUCCAUGGUUAUAUGAGGGUUAUAAGUCAUAGACCUUAAGCUGCUUCCAUUGGAUUAAACGGGUUUAGUAAGCCCCCCAUUUGUUUCAUAGAACAAGACUGUAAAGAACAAAACAGAACAUACUAUGUUUGGUGCGCAUUGCAUUAGACAGACUCAGUUAAUGGGACACAAAUUACUUUUUAUUUUCUCCCA